UUUUUUUUUUUUUUUUUUUCAUGAGACCACAGCCAUUUCUAGCUCUCCUUCGAACCCCUCUGUCUAGAGCUCCAGUGCUGUCACCAAAGCUUUCCUAUUACACUCCGUUUAGAGGAAAUCGAUAUUCCCGCUCCGCCGCAGAUAUGUCGAAAUAUAGCAAGGCCUGCUGCUCAAUCCCUCCCAUUGUCUCGAAAGGCUACGAGGAGAAGGGAAAGUAUAUUACCAUAAAUGGCAUGAAAACAUACGUCACUGGCCCUGAAAAUGCUACAGAAGCCAUCCUCGUUAUUUUCGACAUCUUCGGCUUCUUCUCACAGACUCUUCAGGGUGCCGAUAUAAUGGCCACCUCUGACCCGAACCGCAAGUACCGCGUCUUCAUGCCUGAUCUCUUCGAUGGCAGCCCAGCCGACAUUUCUUGGUACCCUCCCGCAACCGAAGAACACAAGAAGAACCUGCAUGACUUUUUCCAAACCAAGGCUGCCCCGCCAGGAAUACUCUCACGAAUCCCUGGCGUGGUCGAAGAAGCCAACAAGCUCGCCGACGGAGGAAAAUUCAAAGCCUGGGCUAUCCUUGGCUACUGCUGGGGCGGGAAGAUCGCCACUCUGGCUUCGAUGGAGAACACCCUUUUCAAAGCCGCCGUUCAGUGCCAUCCCGCCAUGCUUGAUCCAAAUGAUGCGCCCAAGGUCACUAUCCCAAUGGUAUUGUUGGCUUCCAUGGACGAGGACGUCGACGAGGUCAAGGCCUUCAAGCAUAACCUCAAGGUCCCCAACCAUAUCGAGACGUGGAGCACACAGAUCCACGGCUGGAUGGCGGCCAGAGGAGAUUUGGACAAUCCAGAAGUUCGAAAGGAGUAUGAAAAUGGAUAUAAGACAGUGCUGGGCUUCCUCAACGAGCAUAUGUAGGUUUCCUGGCUUUUAAAACAAAUACUCGGUUGACGGACGAGAGUUUUAUUACUUCCAUCUCCAGAAGAUGAAGAAAAAUUAAUAUCCCGUCUCCAAUUUCUUUUUGUCAAAUGAACAAAGAGGGAAAAAAAAAAAUAAUUAAAAAAAAAAAAAAAAAAAAAAAAAAAGAAUGAGGGAAGAAGACACAAUUUAAUGGGAAAAAAGGUUAUUGAAGGGGGAUAAAACCGCUAAUUCAACCGACAAAUAUGUCAACUCGACGUCUAAAAUCUAAAACUGUCCAAAUAUCAAUUUCAAUAAUCAGCCAUCAAACCCAAAACAAACCCGCUCCCGUUCGAAUUUUUUACCCUGUUACGAUAUCGAAAUUUACAUCCGAAGGCAUAAAAGAAAGGAACGGCAAAAGAGGAGGGGAACGGGGAACAUCGGGAAAAAAAAAUGAAAAGGAAGGGAGGGUGCUGCCGAUGUCCUGGGCAUGGCUUCAUCGUUUGCAAAUUUCUUGUCGAUUUCCACUCCGGCCUUCCCCUAGCUUCUUGUCUGUCCUUGAUUGAUUUUUUGCUUGCUUCGUAUCUUCUUUUAUUCCCUAAUUUGAAAGCGGAUUGUGCUCCCCAGGUUUGCUUUCCUUCAUUCCGUCAUUUGAAGUGUGUCCCGAUGCUGAAUAGAAUGGCUAUAAUUAGCGAAUGUAAUUCACGUUGAAAUGCAAUGAAGGUAAUUGCCACAGCUUCGACUUUUGAAACAUAGAUUUUUUAUAUUGUUUCACUCGCCUUUCGGGACGGGGAUGGGAUUAGUAUGAACAUUGAAUCAGAAUGGAUGAGCUCAAUUUGAACUUGCCGAGUUACAGAAGGGUAGAGGAGAUAUAACUAACUAUUUUAAUGUUUCACUGCUGGGUUGGUUUUUGUAGAAAGGAUAUCCAGUUAAAGCUGUAAUGCAAUUUGAGUUCGAAGACCUGGUGGAUAAAUGUCUGGGUUACUGCGCGUAGGCCCAACGAAUCAACCCCAUUUUUCCAAAAAUGAAGAAGAGAAUAAAUAAAAUCGACUAAAUAAGAUCGAAUAGAACAAAUGGCAUCAAUCAGAUAACUGUAAAUCAAUGUCGUCGUAAGCCUUUCCACAAGGAUUCCGCAGUGGCCCAACGUCGGUCUUGGGCCUUCGUUCCAACCGCCUGCUAAUGUCCAAACAACCGUCUUUCAGGCUGCGGAUGUAAGAGGAAAGGACAUUUGGGUAGAACUUCGGGCGAUAAGUCGAACAUCUACCAAUCAACUAGUCAAGCAAAUUCAACAAGGACAAUCAAAGCAUUUCUCUCCGC
Messenger RNA from Blastomyces gilchristii SLH14081, 2195 nucleotides. RefSeq names its product dienelactone hydrolase. Bases 21 to 899 code for a protein of 292 amino acids. Gene Ontology annotation, molecular function: hydrolase activity. The transcript is spliced from 4 exons. The record is from RefSeq and is a predicted model, not a curated record. Lineage: Eukaryota; Fungi; Ascomycota; Eurotiomycetes; Onygenales; Ajellomycetaceae.